GAUCCAGCAGUGAAGGAGAGGAAGAUUCCCGUUUUCCAUCAGUUUGUGAGUGUGUAGUGUAGUGAGUGUGUGAUUGUGCUUCAUUUGCUGCUCACACGAUCGUUGUUCCUGCAUGUGAGAAAUCUCCGUGGAGAAUUGAGAGCAAACUACUGGAGACUGAGCCUAUAAAUACUGGAAUAUUCCCAUCAGUCUACAAGUGAGGACGAGCAUCAGACCUUCAGACAGAAGUCAAAUCUGAGUUUAUUGAAGGACAGUGGGAAGAUGAGUGAUCCAGAACCCUGCAGAAUUACAGAUGAAGACACUGAAGAACAAACAGAUCUUACUGAAGAGAGUGAGGAGAGUGAAGAUGAUGAACUCCUAAAAGCUGGGAAAACACCUAAUUUACAGACUGAAGAUGCUUUAAUGCAAAGAGACAAGAAUCGAUUGACCUGCAGUCAGUGUGGGAAGAGUCUGGCAAGCAAGUAUAUUCUUAAUGAACACAUGAUGAUCCACACUGGAGAGAAACCAUUCACAUGCACUCAGUGCGGGAAGAGUUUCAGACACUCAUCAAACCUCAAUGAACACAUGAAGGUCCACAAAGGAGAAAGAACCCACAGAUGUGAUCAAUGCGGGAAAACAUUUUUGAGGGCGCCAGGGCUGAAAGUCCAUCUCAGAACUCAUACAAAGGAGAAGCCUUAUUCAUGCUCUGAGUGUGGAAAGAGUUUUACACAGCUGUCACAUUUAAUGCAACAUCAGAAGAUCCACACUGGUGUUAAAGAGUAUAUGUGCUUUGAGUGUGGGAAGACUUUUAUUACAGCUGCAGAACUGCAACGACACCAGAGGAUCCACACUGGAGAGAAACCGUACAAGUGUUCACACUGUGAUAAGAGAUUCAGUCAGUUCACACAUCUGAAAACACAUGAGAGGAUUCACACAGGAGAGAAACCGUACUCAUGUGAUCAGUGUCUGGAGAGAUUCACACACUCGGCGCAGCUUAAGAAACACCUGAAAGUCCACACUGGAGAAAAGCAGCACACAUGACAUCAGGGUUUGAGUCAUUUUUAUGAAUUGAUUGUACCAUAGACGGCCCCAUUCCAGGCGAUCACAGGCCUUUUUCUGCAUCUAUAAAGAGAAGGCCAGUAGGUGUUUUCAACUUCCCCGAUUCAGACAUGUAAUACUCUGCCAACAUUAUCUGAGGCCAAACGACCUAUUAUAAGACCUGAUUGGUGUGGAUGAACUCAUUUAUGAAUCACUGACGUCUUCAUUAAUCAGAGAAAUAGCCCUAUACUCAGAGCAGAGAUCUUCCUCAGGUUUAGGUAAAACAGUAAUUAAGGCAGUAUUAAGAUCCUUAUGAAUAUGGCCUUUGGUGAUUCGUUUAUUGAAUU
This is a messenger RNA of Danio rerio (zebrafish), 1364 nucleotides long. Lineage: Eukaryota; Metazoa; Chordata; Actinopteri; Cypriniformes; Danionidae. The record is from RefSeq and is a predicted model, not a curated record.